AAGCAGGUCACGUGGUUCGCAGCCGCUCUGCUCGGCGCAUCGAUUGCUCUUCCUGGCGGUGAUUAGUACUGUCUCUUUCUAGGGCUCCGGUGUGGAGCCGAGGCCUGUGAAGUGAAUCUUGCUUCUCCCCGGUGUUUCCGUGUCCCACCUGCGUCUCAGGAUUUCACCAUGGCCGCCGAAGUGGGGAAGCUGUCCAAGAAUCUCCUGCGGAUGAAGUUUAUGCAAAGGAGUCUUGACCCAGAAACCAAGAAACAGUUAGAAGAGGAGGAGAAGAAAAUCAUUAGCGAUGAACACUGGUUCCUUGACCUGCCAGAGCUGAAGGAAAAAGAGAAUUUUAUUAUCGAAGAAAGAAGUUUCCUUCCAUGUGAAGAUUUCCUAUAUGGCAGAAUGUCCUUCAAAGGGUUUAAUCCGGAGAUUGAGAAGCUUAUGGUCCUGAUGAACUCUAAGACAACGGAAGAAGAGGAGGUCCGUGAUGAAGGAAAAAUGGAUGCGGAUGUGUCAGAUGAAGAAAUGGCCCGCCGAUACGAAUCAUUAGUGGGCAGCAUCAAAAAGAAAUUUGCAACGAAGAGAGAACACAAAGCCAUUCAGGAAAAAGAGGAUGAAAAUAGUAAUAUUAAGAGCAGCAAAGUGAAGAAAGGCUUUAAGAAACCUCUUGACUGAGCCGCUGCAGAACACAAAGGACUGUUUUUAUAUAUGAAAGCCUGUGCGUGAAACUAACAAAUGUACAGUUCAUUUUUAUUUUUAUUUUUUUUAAUGAAGUUGUAAAUCAAAUGGAGACCUUCUAUGCACUGGUUGUUUGUACCUUGAAGCUUCAUAGUUGUGUGAGACUUGUAAACCAUAAUUUGUGUCUGCAAUUGCAGAUCAAACCCAUUUGGGACUGAGCUGUAAUGCCUGGACAAACAAUGGGUAAGACUGGUGCUUUGUAUGGAAAAAAAAAAAAAAAAAGGUUUUCGGUAACUAUUGACUUGGCCAGUGUAAUUCCUUUCUUACUCUUUUGUAUUGGGUACAAGUUAAAAGUAGAUACGAUUUGGUUGCUAUGAUUUACAGUGUGAAUGUAUCUUUUUAAUUUUAUUUCAACAAUUGUUUUAUUCGCCCACACACCCCUACAUCUGUGAACUAAGAUUAGACGUUAGCAGCCACCGACCACUUAUAUCACAUAACAGGUUGGGAGUUUCUCAAAUACAAUGAUGUAUUUAUUAGAGAUGAGCGAACUUACAGUAAAUUCGAUUCGUCACGAACUUCUCGGCUCGGCAGUUGAUGACUUUUCCUGCAUAAAU
Messenger RNA from Hyla sarda, 1277 nucleotides. RefSeq names its product M-phase phosphoprotein 6 (gene MPHOSPH6). NCBI's taxonomy places the organism in Eukaryota, Metazoa, Chordata, Amphibia, Anura, Hylidae. The transcript has 5 exons. The coding region runs from base 169 to 660 and encodes 163 amino acids. The record is from RefSeq and is a predicted model, not a curated record. Gene Ontology annotation, biological process: maturation of 5.8S rRNA.